Corylus avellana is the source of this 1351-nucleotide messenger RNA. Its product is annotated as staphylococcal-like nuclease CAN1. The record is from RefSeq and is a predicted model, not a curated record. NCBI's taxonomy places the organism in Eukaryota, Viridiplantae, Streptophyta, Magnoliopsida, Fagales, Betulaceae. Gene Ontology annotation, cellular component: cytoplasm.
GCCAUGCCUGGGCUUUUAAUCACUUCAAAAAGAAAGCUACUCACUUUUAGCAUUUUCCUUUGUGCUUCCACAGGAAGAGAUUGACAAGAUUGAGGAAAUUCCAACAUGGGAAUGCCCAAAUUUGACUGGAUUUCAACCCAUGUGGAAAAAGCCUUGAGGUUGCUUGGUCAAUGCUGGCAGCCCACCGCAGCUGGGGACUCCGAGUCACUUGGACAUCAUGGUGUAUCGGCGGCCACCGUCGGCGUAUCGGCUCUCGCCCAGCAUCUCUUCCACUUUGAGAUCACCUCCCAGGUCCCGAAAGGACUCAGCAAGCAUGUGGUCUCGUCCAAGAAGGCUCAAGCUAAUUGGUACAGAAAACUACUAGAGGCAUGGAGAGAAUCAAAACCCCCUCCAGAAACACCUGAAGAAGCUGCUAGACUUAUCAUUGAGACUCUGAAGACAGACCAAAAAGCAGAUGUUGAGGGUUUAUUGACUUUCUACGGUCUCCCUCUUCCUCAUACCUUAGUCGAACUUACUGUUGUGGUCCCAACAUCAUUGCCUGCAGGCGUAAAAUAUGAAUUUGAGACGUUGCUAGUUGAUGCAAAAGCUGUAGCAGAUGGAGAUGGUAUGACGGUGUAUGUCAGUACAACAGACCCCCGGGAAUCAUCGUGCAUUCCUAGUGAUGUACAAAUAGCAGUUGUCCAAAGAUCAGAAGCACGUGCUAAGAAAAAUUAUGCAGAGGCUGAUGCACUUCAUAAAAGAAUUAUUAAUUCUGGAUAUAGGGUACUACAUAAUUUUCAAAACAAGGAGGAGAUCCUUGCUCGUAAGUGUAGAAUUCGACUAAGGGGAAUAGAUGCACCAGAGAAUUCAAUGCCAUAUGGGGAGGAGGCAAAGGAAGAGCUGACUAAUAUUGUUCAGGGAAAGUGUUUGAGAGUGCUUGUUUACGAUGAAGAUCAAUAUGGCCGCUGCGUAGGUGAUGUAUAUUGCAAUGGAAAAUUCGUGCAGGAAUUAAUGCUCAAGAAAGGGCUUGCAUGGCACUACACAGCCUACGACCAACGCCCAGAAUUUGCAAAAUGGGAAAAAGAGGCCCGAGCCAAGCGAGUUGGCCUAUGGGCUUCAGCGAAUCCUGAGAAGCCAUGGGAAUGGAGAAAGGACAAACGCGAAGGGAGAUAGCGUGCGUGACGAGAGUCAUAAAAUGGACUUGCAUCCAAGACAAGAGCAGAGAUGCCUGGAGAAGCGGAGAAAGAACUUGUAAAGAAGCUUCUAUCCUUUAUUAUUAUUAUUAUUAUUAUUAUUAUUAUGUACAAAUGGCAUUUAGCACUAUGCUGUCGUAACUUAAUAUUUUAAGUCAACUUGUUAGUUAAUGCGUAGA